Molecule: messenger RNA, 5691 nt
Organism: Hemiscyllium ocellatum (epaulette shark)
Lineage: Eukaryota; Metazoa; Chordata; Chondrichthyes; Orectolobiformes; Hemiscylliidae
Product: apolipophorins-like
Exons: 28
Coding region: 12-4064 (1350 amino acids)
Source: RefSeq, a predicted model, not a curated record
CUGAAUUUAAAAUGGAAGUUCAGCAUCGGAUCCCCUUCAUUAAGCAGCUUGGUGUGCCUUUCAGCAUCAAGGCUAUUUGCAAUGGUCUGCUUAAAGACACAGCUGUGGAUGCAUCAUUAAAGCUGACAUAUGAACCAGCCACCAAUGUGAUACUGCAUGUGGAGGGAAUAAAUCAACAUUACAAUAAGGAGUUGCAGUUGAUUGCUUUGCAGAAUAUCCCUACCCUCAGGAACCUUCCCCAGGCAAUAGAAAUCUCAACCAAAACAAAUUACACCACGAAUGUGAUCAAAGGAACUCUGAACGUCAUGUUGGAUGGAAAGAAACUGGACGCUUUCACCAUGUUAACUAUUAGUGAUUCCAGUUUCGGUGAAGUAUUGGAGAUGACCCACACAUUCGCACAGUUGAAAACAAUUCCUAAAGAAUUGGUCUGUAACACAGUUUAUCAGAGGAUUGGCCGAAACUACAAGCUCACUCACAAUUCCACCUGGGAAGACAAAGAACUGAGAUUUUUCGGAAACUACAGUGGACCUUUCCCGAAGAUAUUUGGACGUCAUGAAACCUAUGUGAACUUUCUCCACCCGUUUGCUAUCCCGUUGCCUCACCAAUCGCAGCUCAGGAUGAGUCUGAGUCAUUCUCUCCUCAGUCACCAGGACGACGUUGUAAUUAACUGGGACCACACAGACCAGGUGGUUCUUUUAGCUUCCCUGAAUUUGGAUAACGACCGACUGGACAGCCGAGCCCACCUUCAGCACCCAUUCAAACUCUCUUUGAAGAAGUUUGAACUACAGUGUCUUUCUGAAAGAAAAGAACAGAAAUACAAUCAAAAGGCUCAUGUUUCCUGGAAUGGAGGCCAGCCCGUUGAUCUUAAAUUUACAUUAGAAUACACUUUGGAAAGGAAUUUAACAGCAUGGGACACGUGUGUGGACUUUUCUACAGGCCAGCUGCAGCCCUUGCUUCUGAUACAGUCUCUGCACAGUUGUGGAUCUGUCAUGUCCACUCAAAACUCUUUCACUGAGAGUAUGGAACUUCAUUGGAGUGACAAGAAAAUCAAUCAAAGCUUUGAAUAUCAGAGUCACAGACCAACGAGACCAGACAGUAUCGGAAUUGCUGCCACUUUCUCCAACGUUUUCCAGUCGUCUUGUGGAAGGCAGGACAUUCUUGGGAAGAUCCAAACUGAUUAUCGGGACCAGCUCAACCACUAUCUGAAAUUGUCCUUCUGCAACAUGUCAAAUUCUAUCAAGCUGUCAGGAAAGCACCAGCGGAAUAAAGGAGAAGUUAUUCUGUCAUCCCAAACUCGAGUCAGUCUUUCCAGUAAUGAGAAACAUGACAUGAUGCUGGCAAUGUUUCUGAGAGACAGUGGACAGGCAAAUGUAAAGAACUACUCUCUGGACAUGGAGUGGAGAGCUUCAGAUGUCAGUCACCUAGGCCUGCUCGGGACGUACACUGCCUCAGCCAUCAAGAAAAGAGUGGUUCUGGAGGCAAAAAUUGAAAACAAAGAGAAAAUUAAAGUCGCCAGCACACGUGAGAGAGGAUGUCAGCAUUACUACACUGGAUAUACUUCUGGUGGACCAGAUGAGGAAGGAGUAGCAUUGGCUCUUUGCUCCAGUGGAAGAGGCAAUGCCAAAGCAGAACUGUAUCAGACGCUGAAUGAGACGAAGCAGGGCGAACUGGGCCAUGUUGCGGUUGCUGUUGUCAAUAGGAGUAUGCAGAGUGUCCUGACAAUAACGACACAAGGCUGUGGCCACCUCAUUACCAGGACUGAGGCCAAGCUUUCAGAAAUAGUUUUGCAGUUUAAGAACCACUUGCUGAAAAAGCUCAAAGAUUUUGACCUGCGUAUUUGGAAAUUCAGGAAGAAUGUCGAAGGUGUUGACUUCCUGUAUGAAACAUGCGGUUGGUUGCUAAAGGUUUCCCAGAAGACAGCCGACGUGAUCAGGAAUGGCGGUAGACCAUUUCGUCAGUUCUGGAAGCUGAGCAGAGCCAGGCAGAUGAUGCUACACGCUGUCCCAUUGUACCUAGCAAAGCUGGACGAAAUGUUGCAACAGUUACAAGGAGAACUUCAAAAACCAGUGGCCACAUUAAAGGGCGCUUACUACGAUGUAACAUUGAAGGAACUUGAUCAAGAAUGGAAACAGAAGACUGAGGAGUAUCUGGAAAAAAUUCAAUCUUUUAUACCCACCGUAGUUCAGGAUACAUGGCUGUUGCAUUCCGUGCCAAAAUUGCUUCAUAUUACCAAGCAAGUAUUUGAUUUGGCAGUGCAACAAAUAGUGACGUGGGCAGAGGCGAGAAUCUCCAAAGCAACAAGUAAGAUCCAUAAGCCACUUGCCAAUCUCUACAAAUACUCGCCAGAAGAUUGCUCUGUCGUGGUGAAUGUGCCGUUGCUGUCAAUGGGGAAUCACUUACUUGAUGUGGCGAAGAUUACCAACUACCUUGUUGAAACCAAGCUCAUAAAGACACUGAGGAGCCUGUACAAUAUAAACCCAGUUGCUGAAUAUUACAGAUUGAAACACAGGAUGCUGGACAGCCCCUUUGAGCAUCAAGCCUUACUUAUUGGAAGCAAGCACUACGUGACAUUUGAUGGGAAGAUCUACGAUUUUGCCAGCCAGUGUAGUUUCCUUUUAGCUAAGGAUUUCCAAAGGAACACUUUCACAAUAUUAUUGAAUCAUGAUAGUGAUGGCAAGAAGUCUAUCCGUGUGGAAAUGAAUCACACCAUCAUUGAUAUAUACCCAGGAAUAAAGGUUGAAGAGAAUUGCAAAGCCAGUGAACUGCCCCUGAUGAGAAAUGGAGUUACAGUCCGAAAGGACCUCAAUAAAAUCAAAGUAUCAAAUCAAAAUGGAGUGACAGUAUCAUGUGAUGUCCAAUAUGACGUCUGCAGUCUGACUCUCCCUGGAUGGUACCAUGGCUUAUCAGCUGGUCUGUUUGGAACAAAUGAUAAUGAAGCCGGGAAUGAGUUCAUGUUGCCCAAUCACUCUCAGACUGAGAACGUGGAAGAGUUUGCACACAAAUGGCAGAUUGAUGCACCCUGCCGUACCACUGGCAAGAAGAUCAAGCUAUGCUUUGGCAGUGCUUUUCAGUAUAUCUGCAAAAUGUUAUUCAAAGGUCUCUACUCACCGCUGAGAAAUUGUUUCAGAGUGGUCGAUCCUAUUCCAUUCUAUGACAUGUGCCUGAGUGAUAUGUGUGAAUCCUCGGACCUCCAGCCAGGCUGUAACCUCGCAGCUGCCUUUGUCCAUAUAUGCAACAGGAAUUUUGUCCCUCUGGAAAUUCCGUCACAAUGUGUGACUGGCAAGGCCGGUGACAGUAUGCAGAAUGAUGACGUGAUAGAUAUUGGACAAAGACUAACACUGGAAUCAGCUGAUGUCCUCUUCAUCAUUGAGGAAAGAGACUGCAAUAAGCCCAUUGUCACGCAACUUCCUUCAAUUAUUAACUCAUUGGUCGAAACCUUCAAAACACAAGGAAUCACGGAUGUGAAAUUCGGUUUCAUUGGCUUUGGCGAUGAAGGCGUUCAUGAGCAGCACCUGCUCACUGUAAAGAGAGAGAAUUCAUCAUCAUGGCACUUGGAAAAGGAGCUGGGUAACCUGUUGUUCAACCGCAAUAUCUCAUACAACAUACCGGCUGCUGUAACUCUGGUAACACAGUGGCCUUUCCGUGUUGAAGCAGUCAAGAGUGCAGUUCUACUGACUUGCUCCACAUGUCACCGAAACUAUGAGUUGUCUGAAGACACUUUGCAGACCUUGCUGACAUCAUCGGGAAUCAUAUUGCACGUUCUAAAGGAUAUGAGGCUCCAGCUUAAGAAUGGAGAGAGCGACGUCAGUGUUGUUGGUUUGGACGACAGCAGUGUCUUUAGAGUCAGCAACAGUGGAAGCCAACCGUUUAAAACAUCACACCAUCACGUUGCAUUGCCUGCUGAGGAUGUGUGUCUGACUGCAGCAAUCAAAUCGGGAGGUGCAGUAUUUGAUUCUUCAAAGUUCAUCUCACAAGGUGAAAAUUUCCUCCAAUUAUUUAGUCACCGAGUCACCAGGAAGCAUAAGGACAGCAAGUGUGAGACUUGCCAGCACACUGCAGGUUGAAAUGGUUUGACGCUUGUUAUCUGAGUUGACUGCCUUUAGCAAAGAGAAUGUCCAAUAAUUAUAGGGCGAGGAGCACAUAAUGAGAAAUGUAUCCUACAGACUGUACACCCAUGGAAUUAAAGGUCUUUUUUUCACAUUCAUAACAUUAUUGCAGACCACAUCAUCACGCGUUACUCGAAGAUAAAAAUGAUUGCAAAUGAAUGAUCAAAGCAGCAGGCAUUUCAGUCUGUGUCUUAUUUGUACUGUCAGCCUAUUGUUGGAUUUAUUUUCCUAGCACAGCAGUGGGAGGAUAUUUUUAAUACUCCCCAAACCAUUGUUGAUCUCUGUACAAAAUAUCCUUGAAGGUUCACCAGAAUUAAUCAAUGUGGAUGAUAAGUGGAAGCUAAGCUGGGCAGGUAAAACGCACUUCAGAAAGCCAAGCUUGGAAACUCAUGGUCUGACAUUUCAGCUGAACAAAGCUGGUUAGUCUAACUGUGCUGCACAGAUAACUGUGUCUGGGCACAUGCCAUCCAUGCAAUUUAAUAUGGGCUGUCAGCAAACAUUUGAUUUCUUCAUUUUCAACUUAUUGAAUUUACUGAAUCGUUCUGUAUUAGAAACAGACCCAAAGGCUUGGAGCUGCUGAAGAAGCACAGAACAGUAGGACUUAUUUUAUAAUGGGUGAUAGAACAUGUUUGAUGAGUUCAUCAUGUAAGAAAUGGUGUUCUGCAAAUUUGACUUGCAAACCUUGAAAUGAUAUUGAGGUCCAAAAUCCUUUCAAACAUAUUUUACGAGUGCAGGGUCCACAUUAUUGGGUGAAUGUUGCAUUGUGCUGUGAUAGUCUGUCAGUCUUGUUGAGUUUACUCUUGUUCACAAUGGGCGUCAAAAGCUGGUUGGCUUACCUAGCAAGGUGAAGAGAUUCAGUCACUUGAAAGAACAGAGAUUCUAUCACAUUCACUGGCAGGCAUGAUCAGUAGCAAGAAACAUUCUGGUUAACAUGGCAGUGAAAUUAUAUCUACUGCUCCUUCAAUAAAGCUGCAAACCUUAGCAAGCACCUUCAUUAGUCCAAUUAGAUUAAAUUAGUUAUGGAAAUAAUAUUCAGAACAUCAAGGAAGACAACAGUUUGUUGAGUAGCAGUAAUAGUUUACUACCCGAAUUGUAAAUAUCUCAAUUUUGCAUAAAAUGUGUGCGUUUUUGUUCUGUCUCUCAAUUAAUACUGUAACUACAUUCCUUAUCUCUGACACACUUUGUUAUAAUUAAAUUAAUACUGGAUUUUUUGGUAAAUGUAGAUUAUCAGUCUCAGUGAGGUAUGUUAUCAGUAAGUGAAUUGUAGCUAUCAUUUCCCCUUUAGACAUUGAAUGUCCUGAAAUACAGCUUUCAUAUUUUGUGCUGGCUUGAGGAAUGUAUAAAUAGUAUGACCUGCAGGUUUUCUUUGUUUGUUCAUUGAAUUACACAUUUUUGAAAUCUAGAGAAAGCAAUGUUUUGAUUAUAUCUUGUAAUUCUCAGUUUUCAGUUUUGUUUCCUUCUACUAGUGAAGUUACUUUAUUCGAACGUUGUAAUAAGUUUCAGUCAUUAUAGUUCUGCAGUUGGAGGGGACUAAAUCUUGCACAUGUUUUCAAUGUCAUAUUUCUCCCUUACCUCAUCAAUACCA